AUGUUGUUAAUGUUUACUUUUUUUCUUAUAAUGAAAAAAUUUAAAGUGCUAUUUUUUUUUAGUUACUUAUUAAUUGUUAACUUAUUAAUUCCAUGUUUAACAUCAGAACCUGAAAAUUAUCAUAACAUUCCUAAUGUUCCUCUAGAGAGUAAUAGCCAUCUCGUAAGAACUCAUUCAAACAGUGAUAGCUUUGUUAUUCCCACAAAAUUCGUUGAUUUAACCUAUGAUUUAUUGCAUCACAUUUUACAUAUAUUUUAUAAUUCCAUCAAUGUAGAAAGGCAAGAGAUGAUAAAAGGAAUAAAGUCAAUAUUACAUUUAGUUCAUAAUUUUCUAAAUAGUAGGAAGGAAGAACUUUCAAAAUGUUCAAUACGGCUUAUGACAAAGUUCACUAGUAAUGAAUUACGCCGCAUUCAUAAUAAAACACCAGCAGAAAAAGGUAUUGAGAAGGAUUGUCUUAAAGAACAUAUGAAUUAUUGGUCUAAAAUUAAAUUUGAUUAUAAUAAUAUGAUUGAAAAAAUGCAUCAACAAUGGCAAUCAGGAGGUAAAUCUAAAAAUAAGAGUUCUAAAUGGAAAAAAGUCAAGUGGGAAGAAUGGCAUAAUUAUUUUCAUAAAUAUUUAAUAAGAGAAGGUAAAAGGAGUCGUUUGGAUUUCGUAUGCAUGAUGCAGAAUGGAUGUAACUAUACGAAUGUUAAAUAUCAUUAUGAAAAAAUAAUAUCCCUUUGGGAUGAAGACAUGAAAAGUAUGUGGACGAAAUGGAAUUCUUUUCUAGAUAAUGCCUUGAAAAAUUAA
Molecule: messenger RNA, 789 nt
Organism: Plasmodium gallinaceum
Lineage: Eukaryota; Apicomplexa; Aconoidasida; Haemosporida; Plasmodiidae
Exons: 1
Coding region: 1-789 (262 amino acids)
Source: RefSeq, a predicted model, not a curated record